Messenger RNA from Astyanax mexicanus (Mexican tetra), 5175 nucleotides. RefSeq names its product ATP-binding cassette, sub-family B (MDR/TAP), member 7 (gene abcb7). The coding region runs from base 119 to 2359 and encodes 746 amino acids. The record is from RefSeq and is a predicted model, not a curated record. Gene Ontology annotation, cellular component: mitochondrial inner membrane. Gene Ontology annotation, biological process: intracellular iron ion homeostasis; transmembrane transport. Gene Ontology annotation, molecular function: ABC-type transporter activity; ATP binding; ATP hydrolysis activity. The transcript is spliced from 16 exons. NCBI's taxonomy places the organism in Eukaryota, Metazoa, Chordata, Actinopteri, Characiformes, Acestrorhamphidae.
UGUUUAUAUGCACUACCUCACUAGCACUAAGUGUUCCAGAUAGGCUGCAGGUACACUUAUUGGACAGCGACCAAAGUCUCCAAACUUCCUCACGUUUACGCGUGACUGUAAACUCAUCAUGGCGCCGCUCUUGAUUCCUCUGCGGUGUGGGUUCCACAUCCAGAAGCGCAGGUUAGCCCUCCUGCUCCAGCAGUGCAGCUCUUAUCAUGUUCGGAACUACGAUAACAGAGCGGGCGCCGGCGCGUGUAAGAGGCGGCAGCGGAGCACAUAUCAGUUACUGGGUCCGAAUCUGACGUCACCAACAUGGGCCACAAGUCGAGGAAACAGUCGGCAGAUACUGGAAGCUGUAAAACAUUUGCAGAUACCAGAGAGAACAUGCUGGCACGGCAAUGCAGGAGGAGGCCUGAAUGCAGAUCCCAAAAAUGUGCUAAAGGAGGUGAAUUCUACGAAGAUCAUUUCAGCCAUGUUGUCGUACGUCUGGCCAAAAGAUCGCCCAGAUCUGAGAGCGAGAGUGGCCAUUUCACUAGGCCUGCUUGCUGGAGCAAAGAUGACCAAUGUGAUGGUGCCCUUCAUGUUUAAAUAUGCAGUGGACAGCCUGAACCAGAUGUCGGGACACAUGUUGAACCUGAGCGACGCGCCAAACACGGUGGCCACCAUGGCAACGGCAGUUUUGAUUGGCUAUGGCGUGUCCCGUGCAGGAUCGGCCCUCUUUAAUGAGCUGAGGAACGCUGUGUUUGGGAAGGUGGCUCAGAGUUCAAUACGAAGAAUCGCCAAGAACGUCUUCCUGCACCUGCACAACCUGGACCUGGGCUUCCACCUGAGCCGGCAGACGGGCGCGCUGUCCAAAGCCAUCGACAGGGGGACGCGGGGUAUUAGCUUCGUCCUCAGCGCGCUGGUCUUCAAUCUGGGGCCCACUGUGUUCGAGAUGGCACUGGUCAGCGCCAUCCUGUAUUAUAAAUGCGGCGGUCAGUUUGCACUCGUCACUCUGGGGACCUUGUCAGCCUACACUGCGUUCACCGUCGCAGUUACACAGUGGAGGACCCGUUUCAGGAUCGAGAUGAACAAGGCAGAUAACGAAGCGGGAAACGCGGCCAUCGACUCUCUCCUCAAUUACGAGACCGUUAAGUAUUUCAACAAUGAGAAAUAUGAAGCGGAGCGAUACGACGGCUACCUGAAGGUCUACGAGUCCUCUUCUCUCAAAACUACCUCUACUCUGGCCAUGCUGAACUUCGGACAGAGUGCCAUCUUCAGCGUUGGCCUCACAGCUAUCAUGGUGCUGGCUAGCCAGGGCAUUAUGGCAGGAACAAUGACUGUUGGAGAUUUGGUGAUGGUGAAUGGCCUGCUCUUCCAGCUCUCUUUGCCUCUUAAUUUCUUGGGCACAGUGUACAGAGAGACCAGGCAGGCCCUCAUUGAUAUGGACACGCUCUUCACGCUGCUCAGUGUGGACACUAAAGUCAAGGAGAAAGCGCUGGCUCCUCCGCUGCUGGUUACUCCUCAGGAGGCCACCAUCAGGUUCGAGGAUGUCUACUUCGAGUACUUGGAGGGACAAAAGGUCCUCAACGGGGUUUCCUUCGAAGUGCCUGCUGGGAAGAAGGUGGCCAUUGUCGGAGGCAGCGGAUCCGGGAAGAGCACAAUCGUCCGCUUGCUGUUCCGAUUCUAUGAACCCCAGCGAGGCAACAUCUAUAUUGCAAACCAGAACAUUCGAGAUGUUAGCCUGGAUAGUCUCAGGAAGUCUUUGGGAGUGGUUCCUCAGGAUGCAGUCCUCUUCCACAACACCAUCUUCUACAAUCUUCAGUACGGCAACAUCAACGCCACAGCGGAGGACGUGUACAGAGUGGCCAGGCUAGCUGGUAUCCACGAUGCUAUCCUCAGGAUGCCUCAUGGAUAUGAAACACAGGUUGGAGAACGAGGCCUGAAGCUUUCAGGUGGAGAAAAACAGCGUGUUGCCAUCGCCAGAGCCAUCCUGAAGAACCCUCCCGUUCUGCUGUACGAUGAAGCCACUUCUUCACUAGACUCCAUCACUGAAGAGAACAUUCUCGCUUCCAUGAAAGAAAUGGUGAAAGACAGGACUUCAGUCUUCAUUGCCCACAGACUCUCCACCAUUGUGGAUGCAGAUGAGAUCAUUGUGCUGAAUCAGGGGAAGGUAGCGGAGCGCGGUGACCACCAGACCCUCCUCAGGAUGCCGGGCAGUCUGUACGCCGACCUGUGGCACACGCAAAACAGCAAGGUCCUGAACAGCAACGGCAGCAGCAAACCCCCGGCGCAGGCCGAGCGCAUCUCGCAGAAGGAGGAGGAGCGCAAGAAGCUGCAGGAGGAGAUCAUGAACAGCGUGAAGGGCUGCGGAAACUGCUCCUGCUGAGCCUCCAUACACAUAUACACACACACACAUAUAUACAUAUAUACGGUACAGGCCAAAGGUUUUGACGUACCUUCUCUUUUUCUAUGCGUUUCUUUUAUUUUCAUGACUGAUAUUUACAUUGUAAAUUCUCACUGAAGCAUCAAAACUAUGAAUGAACACGUGGAGUUUUAUAUACUGAACAAAAAAAAGCUGAAAUAACUGAAAACAUUUUUUAUAUUCUAGUUUCUUCAAAAUAGCCCCCCUUUGCUCUGAUUACUGCUUUGCACAUUCUUAGCAUCAUUCUCUCAAUGAGCUUCAUUUAAGAGGUGGCCACCUGAAAUGAAAAGUUUUCCAACAGUCUUGAAGGAAGGAAGGAGUUCCCAGAGGUGUUUUUUAGCACUUGUUGCUCCUUUGUCUUCUUCACUCUGUGCUCCAGCUCACCCCAAACCAUCUGGAUUGGGUUCAGGUCCGGUGACUGUGGAGGUUCAGCUAAUUUUUUAUUAAGUACAUAAAAACUCCACAUGUGUUCAUUCAUAGUUUUGAUGCUUCAGUGAAAAUCUACAAUGUAAAUAGUCAUAAAAAUAAAGAAAACGCACUGAAAAGAAGGCGUGUCCAAACUUUUGGCCUGUACUGUAUAUACACACACACAGGAGCUCUCUGAAGCUCUCUAUGGGGAGAGUCAGAUCUGCUGAGGCCUUCUCACACCAUCCCUUGAGUCCUGCUCUACAGAGCGGCUGGAAGAUGAAGAAUCUAAUCUAAUGCUCUUCAUGCUGCCUCAAACUGACUCUACCCUGAAAAUAUGUGACUGGACACAGACCCGUCUGUUGGUCGUCUUCCUGGACUUGGGUGGAGUGUUGAGUGACCAGAUCUCUUCUUUAUAUCAAAUAAUUAUUCAGGCGUUUCUUAACCAAAGCUCUAUUGGCUGCAUCAACUACAUGAGAACAUUUCACUGUUUAAAUCAGUUGGAAGGAGUAUAGUAUUUGGUUCGGUUAAAACGGACUCUGGUUGGUUGUACUGGUUGUACUCUUAGUUCAGUUUGAUUGAGCAGGUGUGAAAACAGUAAUCGCAUUCAGAUGUGGAUCAAAAGAACCAGAUCGAGACCUCUGGACGGUUCUCUUGUGGUGAGAACGUGAUCUAGUCCGACCCAGCUAUCAAAUAUACUCCUUUUAUUUGAGCUAAACUGCUGAUAUGGCGCAGUUUAAUGUGAUACAUUAGUCAGAUAAAGCUGAUUACCACAGCUAUGAACAAACACUGUCUCUGCUGCUGCUCCAUGCUGUUUACACGCACAGUCUGUGCUGCAUUCACUACUCGCAGCUGCGCAACCUCAUUUACUACGUAUACAUCUGCGCUGUACCAAAAUUACCACUUUAAACCAUCGCCUGGCUCACCAAAUGUACGAUAAAAAUGGCAGUUUAAAAGCGCAGCAUUUCAGAGUUCUGUAAUAAAGCAGCUUCACACUGCAGAUAUACGCGCUGGAACACAAACUUCUACUUUCUUACUCCCACGCCAUACAGCUCUGACCAAUCAGAGGAGACGAUGUGCUCUCCUGGUUUAUUGGUGCACAUUUUGGUGCAUAAAUGCUUCAAAUAAACAAACUCAACUGAUUCAGACCAUAGAAACCAACUACAGGUGUGAAAACCCCCUUACUUACAGAUUUUAUCGUAUAGAAGUAAUCGACUGUAUACCACACACACAGCAAAUAGAGACUUGGUUAAAAAAUGCUGGGUAAUUCUUUGGAAACUGGCACAUGGCAUUCUGUACAUCCAUCAGCCACAUUCUCGAACACAUGCCUUUCUGUGAACAGUGUUUAUCAGCCCUGCUCCUGGAGCACCAUAUCCAUACGUUGUUUAGUGUUUUCCCUGCUUUAAAGCUUAAAUGAUCAAACUGCAGGUAAACCGAUUCGAUUUUUAAUUUGCGUAAGUGUUAAGAUUGGAUUUGCCUGUCGGGACAUCACAAACAAAUAUAUAAACAUAUCUGCAUGAGAUGCUGCAGUGUCGAAAUUUGUAGUAAAUUAGUAAAUAACCUUUGGCUUUGGCUUUUUUGUGCAUCCUUCAUCUUGGAUUUACCAGAUUUGAGGUUUGUCAGGCUGUAAGUGGUGAGGUUGUGAUUGAUGCACAAAAAAAGACAAAUUAAAAUCUGUAAAUCACAUUUCAAACAUUCUCCAAAUUUGGUUUAGAGCUGAUUUGUUAAAAUCUGUUUUUUUAUGUGGUUUCUGCCUGUCCAGACCAAUCAAAAAUCAGUCUAAAUGCAAUAUAAAAAUCAGAUUUGUGCUGGCAGUCUGAACAUAGCUUUAUACAUAGCCGAGGUGCUCAAUUAUUAGCAUAUUAAUUGGACGUACAGAUUAUUAUUAUAUGUUUUAAUGCAGAGAUUAAAAACACUGUAACACUGCAGUAUAAAGAGUAACACUGCUCCAGGAGCAUGGCUGGGAGUUCACACACAUGUAUUAAGGUGUUUAAACUAGUUUUAAAUUAUUAUAUAUUAUAUAUAUUUUUUCCAUGUGAUUUAGAAGUCUAGGUAGCUGUUUUUAUUAUGGACAUGUACAUAUUAAUAUGACUCAAAAUGACUCGAUGGCUCCUGACGAGUCGUAAUGUACAGGAGAAAAUGUGUCCUAUGGCUUUUUGUAAGUGAAAAAUGUAUUUACUGGCAGAAACAGGAACACUUUAUAUAUUUGGUGUAUUGAUUAAACUUUAACAGCACCUUGAGCUAAUAUUAUUUGUCGCUAAUUCAUGAUCGUGAGAUCUGCUCUUUAACAAAAACACUCAUUUGUAUCAAAACAAUAAAUAUCAGCAGAGACUGAGACUGCUGACAAAAAACAAAAUAAAAUCUAAAACCUGAAA